Messenger RNA from Carassius carassius (crucian carp), 1839 nucleotides. RefSeq names its product MOB kinase activator 3C (gene mob3c). The record is from RefSeq and is a predicted model, not a curated record. Gene Ontology annotation, biological process: positive regulation of protein phosphorylation; signal transduction. The transcript has 4 exons. Gene Ontology annotation, molecular function: protein kinase activator activity. The coding region runs from base 484 to 1134 and encodes 216 amino acids. Gene Ontology annotation, cellular component: cytoplasm; nucleus. NCBI's taxonomy places the organism in Eukaryota, Metazoa, Chordata, Actinopteri, Cypriniformes, Cyprinidae.
CAAAGGAUGUGGCUUGAUGUGGGACUGGACUUCACAGACUCACUGCUGCUCCUCCCACCACCAAUGAAAACUACACACACAGCCCCUGAGCAGACAUCACACACACACACACACAAACAGCCAGGGGGGCUAGCAGACUAAAUCAGGAUAUGACAUCAUACACAGGAAGGGAAGCCAAAUAACUUUUCAGCUAGUUUUUUUGGUCUGUUAUGUCAUAUUCCUAUCUGCGUUUUGGAGGGUAGAGAGAGGCUGAUGAGUGCCAGGAAGGAUCCUCUCGAGACAGUUUGGAUUUGCUCUGUUCCCUUUUGGAGAGAACAGGAGAACGAGGAAAUCUUUCCAGGUUUCCCACAACAUUCCAAGUGUCUACAGCAGGACUAACGACUGGUGUUUAAGAAAGGGCCCAGGGAUUCAUAAGAGUGAAAAAAUUCCACCAUCCACAUCCUGACUGGCUCGGACGACUCGGUCACCCUGCUCCGUUCAGCAAUGGCUCAGUGCUUGGGUCAGGUCUUCAGCAAAGACAAAACAUUCCGGCCUCGGAAGCGAUUUGAACCUGGAACCCAACGCUUUGAGCUGUACAAAAGAGCCCAGGCAUCUCUGAAAUCAGGCCUGGACUUGAGGAAAGUGGUGCAGCUGCCAGACGGGGAGAACAUUAAUGACUGGAUAGCUGUGCACGUGGUGGAUUUCUUCAAUCGAAUCAACCUCAUCUACGGGACCAUGAGCGAGUUCUGCACUGAGAAGAGCUGUCCCAUCAUGUCUGGAGGGCCACGUUAUGAAUACAGGUGGCAGGAUGGGGAUCAGUAUAAGAGGCCCACCAAACUGCCUGCUCUUAUGUACAUGAACCUCCUGAUGAACUGGAUCGAGUCCCUCAUCAAUAAUGAGCACAUCUUUCCUACACGAGUAGGAGUCCCUUUUCCUAAGAACUUUCAGCAAGUGUGCAAAAAGAUACUGAGCCGCUUGUUUCGGGUGUUUGUGCACGUGUACAUCCAUCACUUCGACAUGAUCUGUAGUAUGGGAGCUGAGGCUCACAUCAACACCUGCUACAAACACUACUUCUACUUCAUCUCUGAGUUCAGUCUCAUCGACCAUUCGGAGUUGGAGCCGCUGAAAGAAAUGACAGAGAGGAUCUGCCACUGAAAGAUGUGGAGAACAGAUGGGAAUCCAAAUGACCAAAAAGACAAUGUACUUGAGGUCUGAUCUAAGAUCAGGCGAGAUCAGAGACUCACAAAUGAGCUAAACUGCAACACAUCCUUGCUUCAGUAUGACUGAAAAACUGUGGUUCCAGUAAUUCAACACGUUCUUGAGACAGUAUAUGUUUAAAUUAUGCACAGUAGCUCAAAUUCUGCAGCACUGAUAUGAAAUGAUGCAUUGAUUGCUUAGUAUUGCGUUCAUUUUGGGCAUUUGACCAUGUGACUUCAAAGAUAUGAAAAAAUGUGUUCCUGAGAGAAACGUCUUGAAAUUAUAUGUCUAAAACUUCUGCUAAGUUACAGAGGUCACGUUCUAGCUUUGCCGUAUCUGUGCCAGUGCAGGGGCAGAAGCUUUAUUUUUACUUUAUUUUAUUUAAACAGGGCAUGUACAGUAAGAUUUUUUCCCAGAGCUAUUAACUAGUGACUGAUGAUGAAUAGUACUCAGCACUAUUUUUCUUAUUUCAGACAUUUUGUUCUGACAAUGUACUGUUUCUGCCUAUGUAUUUUUUGCAUGCAAGUUUGAAAUACAAACAAUUUAAAUGUAUAGAAAGACUCUUUUUUUUUAAGUCAAGAUACAUUUUUGUUGUUGCUAUGGACUACGUUGACAACAGUGAUGUAGAAACUUACACUGUUAAUGAACCUGAGAGAAAACAGA